GGUAGGUAUUUUGUUUUGUUUUUUAUUUAUGUUUUGGUUUUGGUUCGCGAAAAUUCAAAAAUCAAAUUCCAUUCUAAGUCCGAAAGAUGUAACAUAUUAUCGAUGACACCCGUUGGUUUGGCGAAUAUCGAAAUGACUGCUCCGCAAGUGGUCGACACACAGGACGUGUGCGCGUCAGAUCCAAACUUUGCUGUUAUAUUUGCCUUCUGUGAACGAUUUGGUGACAAUUGUGGUAUUGCUAUUCCUACUUUCCAAGAGCUACAAGAGAUGUUGGAGAACACCACCGAAGGUAACUAUAUUCAUAAAACUAUAUCUUUCCAGUGUAUAUUGUAUUUAUGUACAACAUUCGAUUUUAUGACAAUAUUUCAUACGUAUCGUUAUAUGAAUUUCUUAAUAUGACCCAUUGUUUGUAUUGAUUCAAAAAUGUAACUCUGUUUUAAAUUGAUUAUCUUAAUUUAAUUUAUAAUUUACAAAUCUACAUAUUCGUUUGUUAAUCUUAAUACUUGUUUUUGAAAAGGCUUAACAAUAUACACAAUUUCUUAAGUACAUUAAUACUUGUGUUUAAUAUUACAUUAAUAAAUAAAUUAAACACUAAGUACCUAUACCUACUAGUUUUAAAUUGUGUAACCAUAUUCUAAGUGUAUCUAAAGAAUUAGAAAACACUAACACUGGGUUGUUUUAUUAUUAAGUGUUCAAUAAUUUGUUUGCUAUUUUAUAAUUUAUCUUCUUGCAUUGAAUCUACCAAAAAUAAAUAUGACUCUAAAUGAUAGUUCAUCGCAUCGUUUGUAAAUUCUAUGUUGAUAUCAAUUUAGAAGCCAUGUUCAGAAAUGGGUGAAUUGAUUUCGAACAGUUAAUUCUUAGUAAAUUUUAGAUUUUGAAUGUAGUAAAGAAGCUAAUAAAUUAUAAUUACUGAGAUAUGUUUUUUCUUGUAAAACACUUUUUUGAUUAGUUAAAAUGCUCUAAAUUAAUAAUUGCAUUAUACUUUAAAAAAGCUGUUCUAGGAUAAUGGGGACAGGUGCAGCCACUGCUGUAGGUGGGUAAUUGAUAAGGUAGGAUACAGAAGGGAAUUGUAUGUAUAUCUUUAAGCAAUAAGCAACAAUAAAUAAACUAUUGCUAAUGAAAAAACAAUUCUGAAUGGAGUAAUGCUUUGUGAAUAAUGUAUUUAUCAUAUUUUGGUAAAAUAAUUAAAUAAGCAUUAUAUAUUUUAUUUAAUAAUAUUUGUUCAAUAUUAUAUUGAUUUUCCUUUUUUUCCCCAUGUUUUUCUCGGUUAUUCGCAUUUGCUGGGAAAACUCUUUGGAAAAUCGAAAAAUAACCUCCUUAAAGUAAAAAAUUUCCUUUCAGAAAAAGGUCUACAGAUAGGUAGACAGGUAGAAAAAGUGUACACAUAAAAAAAAAACAUCUUUUUAAAACCAAUACAUUCUUUGCUACACUCAGAGUCUAAGAUGCGGAUUUUAUAACUGGGGGUGGAAACAAUUGCACAUUAAAAGUGAUAGGGAAGUGGUUGAAAACAGGGAGAUAUGUUUUUAACGUUAAAUUUUGUGUGUGUUCAAUACUGUGCAUAGGUAAAGUUAUGCGGUAUAGUUAUAGUACUAUUAUAGUGUAUAGUAGAUACAUUUUAUAUAUAUGUACAGAUGUACAUUAUUUAUAAAAAGAUGGGUUAGUUCCUUGCCUACAUUCUUACUGUGCGAGUAGAGUUCUCAUGUUGUACAACAGGUUUGUAUUGGUUGUAUCUGUUCCAGUGUUAUGUGUAUUGAAUUGAGUAUAACUAGUAUUUAGAAGUAAAACUCACAUUUUUAUCGGUAUUGUAUUAUAUUUGUAUUGUAAAUAUAAAGUUUUUUUAUGGAAAAAGUUUUUUUUACUCACAAAAGCCAUAACUGAAAAAAUAUAUUUUUAACGAAUCAGGGUCAAAGAUAAGUAGGUAAUAAUAAUAAUAUACAAAGUAGCUGUGUUCAUGAAUAAGCCUGUUUAUUUCAUGAAAUAGACAGCUUUUCUUAAAAAGGUCAAUUUCAAGUGAUAAUGAUAUAUAUAUGUUAAGUGCAAAAUUUGAAGUCUGGUAUUGUGCACAAUGCACAAUUUUUAAGGGAAAAGUUGGAAUAAGUUUACAUUGACCUGGUAUUGUAUACAGUACCUAACUAAAUUUAGUCAUUGUAGAUUAAAAAUUAAAAAUAUUUAAAAUAAAAUAAAACAUCCUACUAGGUACUGUAAUGAACAAAAACUGGCAAUAGACGUCUUAAAUAUUAUUUGCCUCAUAAUAAUUUUAAAAACUUUUUUCCAUCGAAUUAUUUAUUUAUUAAUAAAAUAUAUUGUUAGGUACCUAGUAUUAUAUUACUUUGUAUUUAUUAUUACAUACAUUAAAAUAUUGAAUAAAAUUAAUAAUAAUAAAAAUUAGAUAUUCGUUCCUAAAUUUAAUAGGUAUUUCGUGAGUUGUGAUGUCAAACGAAUAAAAAAGUAUGUAGGUAUAGGUAAUUAUUACAUUUAAAUUUUAUUUGAUAUAAAUGUACCCACUUGAUUCCGGGCAUUGUGCACAGUGACCGGGCACUCGUAGAAUGCCCGGUCAAUGUAGUCAAACUUGGAGUAUUAAACAAAUUGCCCAAAUGGUUGUGCACUGUGCACAAUGCCUGGAUUUCUUAUUUUUCCUGUAACAUAUAUAUAACUUCAUUAUUUUUAAAACUUGGUAUAUUUUUAUUUCUUUUUAGAUUUUUAAAGGUACCUACCUAUUUUUGGAUGGGUAUUACUUAUUUAUAAGAUUAUUUAUUCAAAAUUAAAUUACAAUUUUGUUUGAUAUAAAUGUGUCUAUUUUGUUUAAAGUUCCAGAUGCUUUAGUCGAUUUACAUAUUAAGUUAUUGCGCAGAGUCAAAAAAAGUGUACAUGCAGAUAAAUGGGAAAGAGCAAUUUUAAAAUUCUGUCAAGGUUAUUCGAUACCAGGAUUUUGGGAACUAGAACAUAAUGGAUACAAAGGAAUUUCUAUACAGUUAAAAUUAAGGAUUUUAAAAGUACUAUUUUUAUUUUAUUAUAUUUUAUAAAAAUAUACUACGAUUUUAAUAUUUUUAUUUGUUUUCAGACCCUUUUUGAAGCACAGUUUGACAGUAACGUAAAAUUUAAGGCUGAAAUAAAUAAACUUGAGAGCUCUAUGCUUCGUUCUCAACCAUUAGGUUGGGAUAAGUCAGGCACAUCAUAUUGGGUGCAAUUUGAUCGAGCUUUUAAUCUUCGAGUUUACAAAGAAGACAGUGAUGAAGAUACAUGGGAAAUUGUGGCAAAGUAAAUAUUUGUGUUUUUCUUUUUUAAAUUUUUAUGUGUACUAAAUUUAUAAUUUUUCUAGAGACAGAAACAGCUUAGUAAAUCUUAUAAAUAAAUUGUCUGGUGCCAAAGACAAUAAUCUUAAUGAAAUUGAUGACAGCAGUAGUGUUGAAACUGGUUCAGAAGUAGAAAUUGAUCUGUCUCAAAAUUUAGAUCAAUCAAAAUGUUCUCCCACAUUAUCAAAUGCAAUUAUUAAAAUUGAAAAUCACAAAAGUGAAAACAGUAUUAAUGAGUCUAAUGUUGAAUCAGAAAAAUCUUUAUAUGAUUCUAAACAAAGUUCUCUUGAAAAACCAAUUAAUUUAAAAAGAAAAUUUGAAGAAAAUUUAAAUGAAGAAAACAGUUUAUCUAAUAAAAUUAUGGCUCCUAUUGUUGGAGAAGCAAUUGAAGAAUCUGUGAUAAUUGUAAAAGGAGAAGGUUCAGGAAAAGAAUGUGAUACUGGUAAUCCUGAUGAAACAAAUACUCAAAAUGAAACCACUAAAAAUGAAGAUGUAAAAAAACCAAAACUAUGGAGUAUUGAAACUAUUUGUAGUUCAUCUAAAGAAGUGCGAGAAGAUAUUGUUUCUGUUCCCAAAACAGGAUUUUUUUUUGGUGAUGAUUCUGUACCAUGUUUAAAUAAUGUUUCUAAUGGAGAAAGUUCUCAUGUUGAUAAAAAUAAGUUAGAAGUUGAGUCACCAAAAGAAAAUGAUGAGUCAAAGAAGAUUAAAAAAUAUGAAGAAGCUGAUUCUACUUUAUCAUUAAAUAUUGCCAAACCUUUAAAUAAAGAAUGUAUUACUAAAAAUGAAGACGAAUUGUCAAGCAAAAAAUCUUCAAAACAAUCAGUUUUUAAUAUUAAAGUACACGAAGAAGAAGUACAAAUCACAGAAAGAAAUGUCAAUGAAGUUUUUAGAACAUCAGAUUCUAAUAUACAUAAGACAAAUACAUAUGAAUCACUUGACACACUUAGUAAAUCACAAGAUUUUCAGCCAAAUAGUAAAUUACAAGAAUUUAAAACUAAUGAGAACAAUCCUUUACAUACUAGUGGUCAAGCUAAUAUUUGUGAUACAGUUGGUAGUAAUUAUCAAAAUAAAACUGAUGAAAAUAAUGUAAAUAGUGUUAAUAAAGAAAUAUUAUAUCAAAUUAUUAAAGAUGAUACAUCUAAUAAAAAACCAAUGGAUUUGGCAAAUUAUGAUAUAAAUAAAGAUAAACAGUUAGGAAAAGAAGACAACCUUGAUGUAAAAUCAAAAGAUAAUAGAGAGAAUAAAACUAAACCUUUAUUUGAAAAUGAUCAACAUUUAACAACUAAAUUAGUUGAUCAAAUUAUCAAAACUGAUGAUGAUGAUUAUUUAAAAAUGAAACAAUCUCUAUGUAAAAAUAACCAAAGUGAUGAGAAAAAAAAAUACGAAAAAGUUAAAACAAAUGAAUCAUUUACAAACACAAUAAACCAAUGUGAUACCAUAAAUGAACAACAAAGUACUGAAAUAUUAGAACAAAAUCGAUGUUCAUUAAAUGAAUCAUCUCAAUCAAAAGUCCUGGGUAUUGUAGCAGAUAAUCAAAUACAAAAAAAUUGUAAUGUUAUUGACUGUAAAGAAGUUAAUGAUAAAGAGAUUGAUCAAAAGUUAUCAGAAAAUGAUAAUGCAGAUCUUCAAACUAUUGAUUAUUCAAUAAAAAGAUCUAGUGGUAAUAGUAGUAAAACACAUGAUCAAAUUGAAACGGAUAAUGUUGAUUUUAAAAUCACUGAACAAAUAGAUGAUAGUUAUUGUCCAAAACAUAAAAACACAGCGCAUAACAUUAGCAAUAUUAUUGAAACCAGUGCAGUUGUUAGUGAUAGCAUUAAAAUUAAUGAGAAUGAUGAUAGUAAACAACUAGAAACUUUUCAAAUUAAAAAUGAAAAUAAUUUUGUGAAACAUGUUUUUCAAAAAGAAAAUAAAUUAAUUUUGAAUAAAGAUUGCCAAAUAGUUUCUAGUAAACAUAGUUUAGAUAAAAUAUUACAAAAAUCAGACCGUAAUAAGGAUGUGUGUAAAAAAGAUCCAACUAAAGAGUUCAAAUUAGAUGAUCAACCUGAUUCUUCUAAUAUUGAAAUGAACAACAUAUGUACAGUAAAAUCUGAAAUUAAUAGUAAUGAAUUAGAAGCUGAAUGUUCGGAUACUUCGAAUAAUUUGAUUACAGUAAAAAGAGAUGAACCAAUUGAGGAUAGCAACAAUAUUGCUCCUGAUACAACAAGUGUAUGUGAAAAACAAAAGGAAUCCAUUAUUACAAUUACCGAAGAGCCAAGAAAGUCAGAAAGUGAUAACAAUUUUGAAGAAUCUACUUCAAUUUUUACAAAACAAUGUGAACAAAUAAAACAGGUAUGUGUAGAAGUAAGUUCCACAAAAAUUGAAUCAAAUUUAGAAAAAAAUUUAGUAAGUAAAAGGAAAAAAGGAAAACGUAAAUUAAUGCAUAUUGAAAACAAAAUUGAUCCUUGUGAAGAAAAAUUACAUUCAGAACCGUUAAAAAAUAUUCCCUGUUUUGAGGAAGACGUGCAAGAUUUAUCUAUGCAUGGAAAUUCAUCAAAAAUUGAAGUUUCAAUGGUAAUAGAUGAAAAAAAUAAUGAAGACCUUUCACAAGAUGGUAAGAUUUAAAUUAAAUUUUAUGAUUAAAUACAUAUACAUAAUUUUAGGUGAAUAAUUAAUAUAUUAUAUUCUCAAUUGUCACAAUAGUGUAUUUGUGUUGGAAUCUGUAUACAUUUGUUUUAAAUAAGUGGAUAUAUUAUUACUGUUAAUGCAAUUUAUACAGUUUAACAAAAAUGAUUUUAGAAGCUAAUACUAAAAUAAAUAUAUAUACAUAGGGGGUGGUACAUAGUGUAAGAUAUUCAUUAUGAAAAGUAUUAUAUUUUUUCUUCAUAACUUUUUAUUUUUGUAUAUUUCAAACAUAUAGCUUUUUUUUAUUAUUUUACAAAAUAUAUUUAUUUAUUUAUAUAAAAAAAAAACCAUAAAUCACAUUUAAAGUAAAUUUGUUUAAUCGCUUCUAAUGAAAAAAAUACAUUUUUUAAAUUUCAAUUUGGUGGAUAUGUCACAAAAAAAAAAAUUGUUAAGAAAUAAACCUUGAUAUAGAUUCUAAUCAUUAAAAAAAAACCUAAUAUAUUGGUUAUUAGAACUCAAAUCAAAGUAAUAGUAUAGAUAAAAGAUCAUACUUAUUAGAAUACUGUUUACCUAUAUGUUUAGAACAUGUUGAAGAUCAAAAAGAAGAAGGUUUGGAGAUAACUUUUAAAGAAAAAUCUGUUAAUUUUUCAAUUCCUAAGGAUGAAGAUGAUAGUGUUGAUGAAACUAAUGAAAAUACAAUCAUUGGAAGUUGUAUGUAUAAAUAGUUUAUUGUAAUUAGGGCUUUAGAGAUUUCAUCACUUAAACUAUUUUCUACUACUACUACUACUACUACUCAUAAUAAUAUGUAGAUUGCUUUAUAAUAAUAGAUAUAAACAGACAGAGUGAUCUUUCAGAUGAUAUAAUGUAAAUAUUUAUUGAAAAAGUGGUUAAAUAUGUCAAAUGUGCUAUAAUAUGCAUAAUUUUAUAAUUAAUAAAAUAAUUUAUAUUCAAAAAAUGAUUGUAAAAAAUAAAAUAAAUACAUGCAUUAAGUGAUUACAACAUAAUCUUCUCCAAUCUCCACUAUUCAAAUAUUAAUAUUAAUAUUUUCAAAUUUAAUAUAUCUGAAAUUCUUGGAAAACAAUACAAAUAGACAAAAUAGUUAAAAUUUAAGAGGACACUGCACCAGUAUUUGUAGUCCACAUCUAUCAAACGAGUAAUAUAGCAUAAAUGUGUUUUCGUAUUUCUAAUUGUAGGUUCUAUUAGACCUAAUAUACAUUUUUUCAUUAAAUUAAUGAUAACCACAUUUACUAUGUUUUAACCUGAUUUUUUUUUAAAUUUUCAUUAUCAAAAAAUUGUUUUAUAAGUUUUCAAGUAGGUAUGAUAUUAAAAAAGACAGAUAUACUGCGCAUGAUAGGGGGGAAACUGUUGUUGGUGAGAAGUUGGGAAGGUUAGAGACAUUUAAUGUAUUUUUGUAUGCUACAAACAUUGCUAACGAAAAACGAUUGUGAAAGGGUUUGGUUUUACAUGUUUUAAAAGUGCAUAAUAUUUAUCCCCUUCAGUAACUUUAAAAACAAUUUUACCCUAUUUUUUUAGUGACAUCUUAAUGUCUCAAAGUACCAUAUUACAAAAGAAUUGAAAAAAAAAAAAAAAAAUUGAAAAACUCAAAUACUUAAAAUAUGGUGGUUUUCACAUUUAAAAGGUGGUUUCAAUAAAACACCACUGCAACUCAACAGGUUAUGAUUUUCAUUAAAUUUUGAUAUUAAAAUUCUUUUAUAAAAAAAUAUUACAUUAAACUCAACUUAUAAUGAAACUCCUGAUAAAUUUUCAAGUUUCUGUUUGGUUAAUAAUUUUAUUUAUAGAGUAUCAAAUAAAUAUAAUGUAAAAAGCCCUCGAAAUUAAAACUUCUAUAAAGAGUUCAAAAAUGGAUUAAAUGUUUUAAACAUUUCACCACGUUUGUAAAAGUCAAAUAUAAGGUGUUUGUUGAAAAUUCAAAUCUCUACAAACAUUUUUAACCAAAUUGCACAACAAAUCAAAAUUUAAAUAAUAAAAGUAUUAUUUUCAUAUAUUUUCCUUUUUUCCCAAUUAUAUUGAAUACUGCUUCUAUAAAUAAUAUAAAAAUAACCUUUCUAGAGUAUUACUCUAGGAAAAUUUCCUUUCAGAAAAAAUGUCACACUUGAAAAUCGGAGCAAGAUUUCUGGUAGAAUUUUUGUAACAAAACUAUAGAAAAAAUUAGUAAAAUACAAAAUAAACAUCAUUGUAAAAUCAAUAUAUUCUUUACAUUGAUUAAAAUCUAAAAUGUCUUUGUGAAAACAUUGUAUAUUUACAAUUCUUUAUUUUGAUGUAGUUAAAACAGAAUUUAAACAAGUGCAUAAGUUUUCUUAGGGAGAUUUUCAGUUAAGAAGAUUUUAAAUUGCAUGGUAUUGCAAUUUGGAUACAGUGCCUGCAUUCAAAACCUUUGUUUUCUUUCUAUAAUAUUAUGAAGUGUUAAUUUUUUUGAUAAUGGAAAAUUUAAUGCAAAUUUAUAAUCGUUGAUAAACAAGUUUUUUCAAAAAAUAAUAGUUUGAAAAUCGCGAGGUGUUUAACUAGAUUUGCUCAUACUAUUUUAUCCUGAAAUCAGGUUUGGCCCAGUAACACAUAACUUUUAUAAUUAUAAUUACUUGGUUUAUAAUAGAUCAAUAUGUGUGUAAUCUUCAACUUAAAUUAAUUAACUAAAUAAAUUUUAUAUUAUGUUUCAUAUUUAAGCCAAAGAUGAGCAUAGCAAUGGUGAUGAAAAGAUAGAUCAUCUCAUUGAAGAUAACAAACAAAUUGAAGAAGACUUUGAAGAAAUCCCAAAAAAGAAAGGGAAACCAACUGUUCGAAAAAAAGGUAAAUAUUAUUUUUAAUAAUUAAUGUACAUAUUUUAUUUGUUUAAUUAUAUAUUUGAAUCAUUAAUUUCUGAUAGGAAAAAGAGGACGGGCAAAACAAACUACUGUAAUUAAACAGGAAAGUAAAAGUAACACGGAAGAAAAAGUAAAAAGGACAUACAAACCUCGUCAAAAGAAAGGCAAAUAUUAUUAUUUUGUUGUAUUUAAUAUAUUAUAAUACAUUUUAAUUUGUAUAAAUAUUUUAUGCACCUUCAACAGUUGUUACUAUAGCAGAGGAAGUAAUUAUUUUACCAGAGCCAGCUGGUGAUGAUAAUAUACGUCGGUCUAGACGUAUUGCUGAGAUUAAAAUCAAAGAACAAUUUUCUCCAAUUGCACAAUAUGAUGAUGUUGAUAUUCCACUAAAAAAUCCAAAGAAAAAAGAUAAAGGUGGAAAGAAAGGAGGGUAUACUUCUAAAAUGGUACGUUUUAAUUUAAAUGCCUUUCUCUACUAACUGCUACCAAAAAUAUCACGUUAAAUGCAUUUACCAAAGAUUUGAUUUUUUAAAUUUAAGUGGAAAAAAAGACUGAUUUGCAUGUUGGGUGGGCCACUUUAUGGGUGAGAAUUUAGGAAGGUAGGAUAUAGAGGGGAAUUAAAUUUAUAUCUGUACACAACAUUAAACCAUUGCUAACAAAAAAUGAUUCGGAGGGAAGUUUAUUUUAUAUAUAUAUACAUAAAUUUUAAUUUUGUUAAAGUACCAGCCAGAUUAAAUUAUUACAAUUGAAUACCGGAACAAGAUUUCUGGUAGAAAAGUUGUUCACAGAUAAAAAAAAAAAACAUUGUUAAAUAAAUACAUUCCUCACUAUGCUCCGAAUCUAAAAUAAUUUUAAAUUUAAUAACUUAAUUUUUAUUGAUAAGAAAUAUAUAAAAUAAAUUAAAUUUUAAAAUUUAAAUUGUUUAUUAAAGGUUAUUAGAUUUAUUACACAUUCUAAUUUGGGUAUGUUUUUUUUAUUAUUUUUUAUUUAUUUUGAAGUAUAUUAAAUAAAAAAGUUUUUACUGAAUUUUUAGAUGUGUUAUUAAAAUGAAAAUAUAAAUAUUUGUGCACUUGAAUUUUUAUAAAUAUAUUUUUUUAAAUAGUCAAAUACUUUUGAAAAAGUAUGUAUUUUAUAUUUUAGUUUUUAAAGGUGCAUCUGAAUUAAAACAAUUAUUAUUAUUGUGAUAACUAGUAACAAUAAAAAUAUACCCUAAAAACCUAUUGAAUAUGUAUGCAUCUAUGUCAUACAAAUUACCAAAAUAUGACCUAAAAAACAAAAUAUAAAUAAAAUUAAUAAUAAAUUCUUAUACUAAUUUAUUUUAAUAUUUUAGACUUUUCGUACUUUAUACUGUAAAGGAUUUAUACAAAAAUUAUUUAAGUGAAACAAAGUAAUAAAUAAUAAAUAUCUAAAAUUUGGAUACUAAGUAUAUUAUCAGCUUGCCUGUUGAAUGCUGAUAUUUAUAAAUCUUGAAUAAUUAUUUUGUGAUUCUCGAUUUGACGAGUUGAAAAUAUCUUAUAAAUUUAUAAAAUCCUUGAAAUAUGCUCUUAGUUGAGUUGACAUAAAACAUUGUAGACUUUAAAUAUGUUUAUAUAUUUUACAUAGAUUAAAAAUGCUGAUGAAUCUGACAAUGACGAUGAAGAUUUAAUUUCAAAAAAGUUUAAAAAAAAAAAGAGAAAGGGGAAAUCAGAUUCACAUAAAAAGAUCAACCCUAAAAGUCCUUGGACUGGAGAUUCUGAGUCUAGGUAUGUUUUUAAUUAAUUUUUUUUUUUUAUAAAUGAUCUUUAUAGCAUAUUUGUUGCAUAGUGAUAGAUUUUACAUUGAUUUAUAACAGAGGAAUAAAAUUUAAAUUAUUAUAUACAGUUCUAAUACAUUAGAAUCUUUUAGAAAUUCUAUUAUUAGGUUUUUAUAUAAUUUUUUUAAAUUAAACUUUUUAUGAAUUGAAUAUUGUUCUAUGGUUGUGUGAUUUGUUUGUCUAUUGAUAUUACACCACAUAAUUGUAAUUGUUUAAUAAAUUAUCUAAUGAAUCUUUAAUAUUAUAGUACUGUUUGGCAUGAUUUAAUAAAAGUCCAUAGUUUCAUUUGAUAAUAUUACUUAACAUAGAAAAAAAACAUUUUUUAGUACAUACGAGGUCUGGCUAUUAAAUAACGAGACUGCUUAUGAAAAAUGGUUUUAUUUUAAAAAUUAUUCCACAAUCAAAUGUUCCCCUUCAAUAUAGACCAUUCAGGAGUUCCGCCGGUUUUUGUUUCACAUCUUCCAUCGACUCAAACCGGAUUCCUUUUUAGGCAGACUUUAUCUUCGGAAACAAGUAAAAGUCGCAGGAUGCCAAGUCGGGUGAGUAAGACGCGUGUUCGAGUACUGGAGUGCCUUAAGCGGCCAAAUAACGCUUUACAGACAGCGCGUUAUGGGCAGGUGCGUUAUCCUGGUGCAAGAUCCACGACUUGUUUUUCCACAAUAUCGACCGUUUCUUAUGAACUCAUUCGCGCAAUAUUGCCAAAACUGUCAAAUAGUAAUGUUGGUUCACAGUUUGACCCUCUGGAACCCAUUCAGUCAUCACGAUGCCGUUGAUAUCGAAGAAAACGAUCAGCAUGGUUUUGAAUUUGGAUUACGACUGAAUUGGAUUCCGGUGCACUCUUGACCUUCAGAAAAUAAUUUAUGCUACUCAAAAACACGCGCCCGAGAUAGGAAAUCCUCACUAUAGGCCUCUUUUAACAACUUAUAGCACUCAGUUGGAGUUUUUUUUAUUUUAACAAGAAAAUUUUACUUUUAUCCGUUGCUCAUGUUUUUCGUCAUACAUCGUUUUCGGCAAGAGAAAAAAACAUGUUCGUUUCUAAACGCUACAAAAAAAAAUACUAAUGCACUAACUAAAACCCAAUUUUGUACUGGCAUAAUAGACACUUCCAGCUAACCAGCGCUCUAUUCAGUUUUCUCCUAAUCUUUUUGGAAUGCUUUUUGCGCGCGCAGUCUCGUUAUUUAAUAGCCAAACCUCGUAAUUGGACAUUUUAGAUACUGUUAUCAAAAUGAAACUGUUUAAGGGAACUAUUUAUUUAAGAUAUUUUCCUUCUGUAGUAAAAAUAUUGCUUUUUGACUGCUGAGUUUAUAUAUUGUUUUAACAUAAAAAGGACUGCAUUUGCAUAGAUUUACAUCAUUUAUGUUGAUAUUUGAUUCUGAUGAUGAAUUUUCCGCUUUAUACAAAAAACACAUACAACUAACAUAACUUUAAGAGUUUAUAACUUCUGCUUUUGAAACUAAUGUUGCAAAUAUUAAUAUUAUUUAAAUUAUUAUUAUUAAGAGUAUAUUUGUAUUAUAUGUUCAAGUAUAUAUUUUAAUAUUAAAUAAAAUGUUUAUUUAUAAAAUAUCAUAUGUUUAAAAAAAUAGCUCUUCUGAAAAUAACAUAGAAUUAUUUGAAGACUAUGAUCAUGAAGAAGAGGAUGAGAUUCCAAGACCUGGAAUUGAGCCGAAUGUGUCAGACCAUGAAUUUUCUCCAGAGUCUGAUAUUAAUGAUGACGAUGAAGAGUAUUUGCCUGAAAAAAGAGCACGUACUGCUCAUAAAAAAGGUUAUUAUUAUUUACUUAAAAUUAUAAUGUGUACUGUUUGAACAACAACAAAAAAAAAAAAAAAAUUUGUUUGCUGUUUUUAUAUUAUCACUUAUUGUUUUACUUAUUUGAGUAGACCAAGGAGAACAGUUAAAAGAUGAUAUGUCAUGUCAAAAAUGUCACAAAAGUGAUCAGCCUGAGUGGAUUUUAUUAUGUGAUACUUGUAACCAAGGAUGGCAUGCAUCUUGUCUACGUCCUGCUCUUUUGGUGAUCCCAGAUGGUGAUUGGUAUUGUCCACCUUGCAGACACGUAAGUAAAUUUAUAUUUAAUGCUAUUUUGUCAAUUGUACUAAUUAUUUUACAAUUACCUGUAACUCACUGUACAGGAAGCUCUGUUGAAUGGGUUAAAAGAGACUUUAAAGAAAUUUGAUGGAGAAUCAAAAAAACGUGAAAAUGAAGAAUUGAGACGUAAACGGUUGGCAUAUGUGGGAAUAAGUCUCCAAAAUGUUAUAUCUUCAAAAACUGAAGAGGGUAAAAUUGAAAAAAAACCUGUAGAACAUGAAUCAUCAGAAGAUGAAUCUUCAGAAUCUGAGUCUUAUGACUCAGAACCAUUGUACCAGUUAAGAGCACGGCGACAGGCUAAUGUUAGUUAUAGUUUUAAUGACUAUGAUGACAUGAUAAAUGAAGCAAUAUUAGUAAGAGCAAAAAAAAAAAAAAAAUAGUCUUAGAAUAAAUGUUAAAACAAUGCCUAUUUCAGGAGACUGGUGUUGAUGAAUCUGUAGUGAAGUCUGUUGAAGUAAAACCAGAUAAAAACGAUAAUGAUGAAAAGACAGAUUCUGAUAAUGAUGAUAAUACCAGAGAGGAUUCGCCAAUUGCACCAGCUCUAUUGCAUUUAAGGGGACGAAAAAAAUCAAAAAAGCUCACCAAUCUAGAUAUCAGUUCAGAUGAUGGAUCAGAUGAAGACUUCAAAGGACCUUCGUUAGUUUAAAAAUACAAUUUAAUUUUUGUUUUUAUAUAAUUUUUAAAAAAAAUGAUUCUUAUUUUUAGUGAUGGGGACGAUGACUAUGAGGAAGAAUUGAGUGAAUACAGUGAUGAUUCGGUUAAACGGCCACAGCCAACUAGACGAUCGGUACGGAACCGAAAAACUGUAGUAGAUCCUGACUUCAGUAAGUUACAACAUUUGUUAUUACUUUAAAACUUUUAAGGAUCAGUUAAAGUUGAAUUAAAUUUUAAAUUUUGUUCCCAAUCUAUAUCUUUUCUUAUUAUUGAAAUAUUUAAAAAUAUUAACUAACACUUUACAUUUAAGAAGACAUCAAACCGGCAUUUACUCGUACUGUUUAUCUACAGAGUGAUUUUUUUCAUCAUGAACCAGUAAUUUUAUAGAUUUUAUGUGAAUUUGAUUUCUGGUUUUUUUGAUCAUUAUAGAAUCAUUUAAGCUUUAUUUUAAAACCAUUUUUAGUUUUUACCCCUACUCCAAAUACCUUAUAUAGGUACAUACUUUUGAUUUUCAAAUAGGAACCCCCUCCAUUUGAUCACAGAUUUAAAUAGAGAAUAUUUUUCUAAUCAUUUUUAUAUGCAUAACACCUAGUAUCAAAAAAAAUAAAAACAGGUAUCAAAUUCACUUAAAAAUCUCAGAGAUAAUUGCUGGUUCAUAAUAAAAAAAAUCACCUUGUAUAUAGUGCAAUAGUCUAUUUUCCGGCAAAAUUUUACAAAAACAUAUCCUUCAUAAUAAUAUAUUGUACAAAGUAUUAUUAAUAUCAUUAAUAAUUUAUUUAUAGUUAAUGAUGAUUCAAGUGAAGAUAGUGACCACCGGUCUAAAAAAUCAAAAAAUUCUAAAAAAAGAUCAAGACCAUGGUCAGACUCUUCAAAUAGUGAAGAAGAUGACUCCACAUGGGGAAAAAAGAAAAAGAAACGUACAAACAUACCUUCAUCAUCAUUGUCCUUGAAAUAUCCUAAGAAUUCAAAAAGAAAACAAAGUGAAAAUGACAGUUUCCAAAAACCUAAAAAGUCUAAGGUAUAUAAUAUAUAAUAUUACAGAUAUUAAUAUAUUAAAUUAAGUUAGUGUUACUUUCUUCUUCUUAACUCUUUAUCUUUCUAAAAGUUAAUGUUUCUUUCUUAAUGUUAUUGUUCAAUACAUGAACAUAUCAGGGUGAUUCACUCAACUGGAAACACUCAUUAUCUCGGAAAGUAUUAACUUUUUUAGAAAUUUUUUUGUUUUGAAAACUUAAGAAUCAAAUAGUUCUAAAACCUUACGUUAUCAUUUUUUUUUAUAUCCCUUAUUUUUGGGGGUAAAAUACUACUUUUGAUUUUUAAAUAGACACCUAUUUUUAAAAUGCGUUUAUUCAAAAUAGAUGGAGUAUUAUUUAAAAUACUUUUUGAUGUUGAAAUUUUUGAUUUCCGUCAACCCGUUGACAAGGUAUUCCACUUUUAAGUUUGGGUUGGAAGAGAGUAGUGGAGUAUCAUUUGUGUGAUGGUACGGUGCGCGGGGUAUUAAUAGUAAUACAGUGAUUAUCAUAGUAACAUUUAUACGGUAAUUACCGUAAAUAUCAAAAAUAUAUUACUACCAAUGGUAAUAAAUACCAGUAUGUUUUAUUACCUGUAGUUCCAACUGUUAGUAUUUUCUAUUUACUGUAAAUACCAUCAGCUCUUUCUUUCUUCUAGGUUUAGUAUCCUUAAGUUUUGGCUUAACGCGUUGAACUAUCACUUCCUUGGUCAAUCCCAUAGUCUUUUUUCACCUGGUUGAUAUUCUAUAGCUGCUCUAAUAGUGUGUCUGAAUCAUUGUAGUCAUUGUGCUUAAAGAAAAUUGGUUAUUUUGGGGCUGUAGACUUGUUCAGAUUUCAGCGUUUGUCCUUUUUGGCCAGCACUCCAAAUUGGUGUUGUAUACUGCACCGCAGAUCUUUGUUAAUAUUUUAUUUUUAAAAAUAUUACCCUUUUCUCCAUGUUAUCAUACACAUCUCACAUCCAUAUGUCAGCGUCGGCCUGACUGCAGUCAUAUACAGCUUUAUCUUAAUUUUUCUCUAGAAGAACUUGCAUUUCAAAAAUUGUAAUUAUGCAUAAUAAGCUUUCUCUGCUUAGGUGAUUUUACUAUUUCGGCACUCCAGUCAUUAUUUCCCUUGGCGGUGGUUCCAAGAUAUUUAAACUGGUCUAAUUUUUCAAAAACCAUUCAUUCCACUGUAAAGACUUUGUGGUUGUUUCUCAAUAACUCCAUUAAUUUUGUUUUUUCUUUAUUUUUCAAUUGUUGAUUUGCCUUUAUGAAAACUACAUUGGUAUUCUCCGAUACACUUCUCUGUUAUGUAUUGCAAUCGUUUUAACAAUGUUCUCAAAAACACCUUGUAUACUGUAUUUAGCAGUGCAAAGUCUUUGUAGUUGUUAUAAUCUAACUUGACUCUUUUCUUGCAUAAUGGAAUAAUGAUGGCUUUUUUCCAGUCCUCUGGAAGCUUUUCGGUUCAUUUUUGGAGUUCCAUCAGUUUUGUUAUUUUCACCAAGCUCUGGGUUCUCUGAUAUCUUCACAUUAGGCAGUUUUCGGAAGUACCCAUGCACCUACCUAUUUUUUUACUGCUAUUAAUAUCCUUGUUUCUUAAUUUUUGUAAAAAAUUUCACUCCCUACCCUAGCAUAAUCAUGUUCUUUACUACACAGUAAAUCGUUUAUAUACUUUCUUUUUUUUCUCUGUAAAGUCCUUUUAAGUCCUGCAUUCUAGUUCAAAGAGUUUUGCUUCUGGGGUGUUGGAUUUAAGAUAGAUUUAGCAAACAUCCCUCCUUAUGCACUUCUAUACUCUGCAUUAAACCAUUUUCUUGUUUGGUAUUAUGAUACACUCGAUGUAUUUUUUGUUGCUUUAAUAAUUAUUUCCCUAUUUGGCUCCCAAUGACAUUCAACACAUGAUUUGCAUGUAUUUAGUUCUUCGUCUAUUUUUUUAGUGCAGUUCUUCCUUCUGUUUCAUGUGUUAACUGUUUUAUAUUGAACUUCUGCAUUCUGUAAUAUUACAUACAUAUAUGUAGAUAUAGUUAGUGUUACUUUAUGGAUGAUUAUAUAAUAAAACUUAUUAUUUUAUUUUUGUUUAUUUUUGUUUAUUGUUUUAUUUGUUUCAGAUCAAGUAUGGCAUGGAUUCUGAUUCAGGUUCAGGUGGACUAACCAAAAGAAGAACUAGAGGACGACAAAUCACUUAUGCUGAAUCUGAUGAUUCUGAAGAGGUAAAAUUAUUUUAUGACUUUAGAAAAACAUAUAGAGUAUGAUAAAACUAAUGUAAACAAUUUUUUCUUUAGGAAAUUCAACCAAAAAAACGUAAAAUAGUUAGUGAUGAAGAAGAUGAAUAUGUUUUGAAUGAUGAAGAGCUGGAAGCUGAGAACGAAGACCACAAUAUGGAGAUUGAUGAUGGAGAUACUGUAGCUAGUAAUGAGUUAAAGGAUGAGGAAGAAGAAGAAGAAGAAGAAGAAGAAGUAGAUGAUGAAGUGAUUGAAGACGAAGAUGAUGAAGAGGAAAAUGACAAUGACGAGAAACCGUCUUUGGUGCCACCACAACACACAGCUGAAAAGUCACCAUCAUUAGAUGUCCAAUCAGUUAUCACAGAAUCUCCGGCUCCAACAGUGCUGGUGCCUUUAGAAGGUUCUAUAGCAUCUGAUUAUAAUUUACAUCACCCUGCACACCAACGAUUGUUGCCCUCAACCGACAACAUUAAAGUGGAGUCACCACGAUUUUCAUUAGUUGGAACACCAGAAAAGCGAAAAAGGCCUCCACAUCAACUGAAGAAACUUCCAUCCCCAAAUCCUCAUUCAGAUUAUAGUGAUAGUGGUAGUGGUUAUCCUUAUAUUCCAGAUGCAACUAAAGUGGUGUCGUCCUCAAUCUCUUCUAUACAAAUUGGGUAUAGUGGACCCCCUCUUCAAGAAAGUUCAGCUUCUGUGGCAACCUCAGUCUCGGGUGGAUUCAAGUCAAUGACUGCGGUGCCACUACCUCCUGGUGGUUUUCCAAUUACUUCUCCUGCACCAUACCGAUCUGCUAAUAAAGUCACUGCAGAAUCAGUUGCAGUGUCUACAUCACAAUCACCUACAUACCUAUCACCUCAAGUACAACAAGUGUAUCAGACACCGCCACCAGCCAAUUAUUCACCAUAUCCUAUUGAUUAUGCAACAACUACUGCACCAUUGCCACCACCUCCUUCAACGGUUGCGUUUCGAAAUGUGGCUGCUGCACCACCUUCGUCUCAAGAACAUCCGCUGCUGCAUACUACACAGCAAUCUGCUGGAGUAACUGCAGGUGGAGACAGUGAAUUUGGUGGCCUUGUUUCAUACUUUUCCAGUCAACAAGAGGAUGAUUUUGACACAUGAUCUCUCUACGGUCUUCACCAUUGCCUUCAUAUUAUUUUAUAAAUCCCUUUUUGGAGCUCUUGUUUGUUCCAGCCCAUUAUUUUCAUCACAAAUUUCAAUUUAUUAUUUUAAAUAGCCAACUAGUUCCCUGUUAUUAUACUUGUUUUUUUUUUUUUUAAAUUUAUACUUCCCAAUGAAAAGUGAUUUAGAUGGAAUACUAGUUAUAAAUAUAAUUGAGCAUUAAUUGAAUAAUUGAAAAAAUAAAUAGCUAUGAAAUAACUUUGUCUGGAAUGGUUGUGUUUUAUGUACAACCAGUUUUGGUUGUAAUUAAAGUAUUAAAAAUUCUAUAUAAGCUAGCCUUUAAAGGUUGAAUUUCGGAAACUCGGCAUUCUGGUGGCUCAUUGACUUAUUCGUCCAUCAUGUAUACAUUUACAGACUUCUGUGAGUAAUAGAUUUAGCUGUAGAUUAUGUACACAUAGACACUUACUUUUAUUAUUUUAGAUACCUGAAUUUUUUUUUUAUAUUCAGUCGUGUAAAUAUUUUUACUUUUUUACUGAUGAUUUUUAAAAUUGAAACUGGUCGUAAAUAAAACACAACUCAUAAUAUUUCAGGUCGUUUUUUUUAAAAAUAUAAUAAAGUAAAAUUAAAAUGGUUAAUACUUGUAAAUAAAUGAAGUAAAUAAAUAUAGUAAAUAAAUAUAUUAAUAACUAUAAUACACUUAUCAUAAUACUCCAGGCGACGUAUUGAUUCAUUUAUUUAUUUUAUUUUUAUAUAUACAUUUUUUAUUUAUAUAUUAAUUUACUAUAUUUAUUUAUUUUAUAUAUUAUAUAUUUUAAAUAUUUAUUUUAAUAAAAAUGCAUUGACAUUUAUGUUGAAAUAAUUUGUUCAUACUAUAUAUUUUUUGAAAAAUUUAAAUUCUUAUCAUUGUUAUACAAUAAGAUAAUUGCAUUGUGCUGCUAAAAGAGACCUUAUUUAUUUAUGGUUUUGAGUGUUGGUUGAAAUUUUUUUUUUACAAUGCCUUCAUUUUUAUAUUUAAAACAAAAUGUAUUUAUCAUCGGACUAUUUAUAGGCUCCUAGCCAAAUAUUUUUAUUAUUUUUUUUUUUUACUUCUUCUUUUCUCCUUAACUCCAAUAAAAACUUAAUUUUUGCUAAUAAACCAGCAGAAAAAAAAAAUUGCUUAUGUGUAAUAUUUAUAUGUACAAAUUAAUAUUUUAAAAUACAUUUGAUAUGUAAAUUAUGUGUAGUAUUGUAUUAUUAAUUUAUAUUUUGAUUGAGUUUUAUGUUUUUGAAUACACAAUAUUUAUGUUAUUUUUUUUAUGAUUAUUGUACUUUCAUAAUAUUAAUAAAUUAUAGAUUAUUAUUUAUUUAGUAUAUUAUAUUAUAAUGUAUUUAUUAAAUACAAAACAUUUAAUAAUAUUUACAUAGCGUUUUGAAUGAACAAAAUAUUAAUAUAACAUUUAAGUUUUAGUUUUGUAUAAAAUUAUAUUAAUUACUAAGAAAUUUGAGAGCUGUACUUGAAAACCAUAAAUAUUUUAUUUGUAAGUAGGAAUUAUAUAUAUAAAAUCUAG
Cinara cedri is the source of this 19108-nucleotide messenger RNA. NCBI's taxonomy places the organism in Eukaryota, Metazoa, Arthropoda, Insecta, Hemiptera, Aphididae. The record is from the annotation of a GenBank genome assembly.